AGAAAGGGGGGCAGAGGCUCAUGCAAAGGGGCAUGACUUUCAUGAAAUCUCAUUGCUGGUGAGCACCAAGCACCCCGAUGUGACCAGAAAGAGACAAGCCAUCUUGGUAGCUCCCUUUUAAACAGAAGAAUGCAAAAAGACUUGAAAUUACAAAAUGUAGUUUCUUGUUCUUUGUGGGAUGGCCAAAGAGCACUAGGCCCUUAACCAUUGCUUGAAGGGGAAGGCCAGCAAAUUCACGUGUUUUUGUUUACUGUUGCAGCUGUGGUUUAUUCCUUCUCCCAUCUUCAGGCCUGGUUUGCCCUCUUGGUCCCUGUGCAUUUGCUGAGCUUCCAGCAGUGCAUGCUCUGGGACAGAAAGCGCUCAAGUAAUGGCCUCGUCACGUAACAUGCUCCAAGUUAUGUAAUCAAGUGCUUCACAGGGGCUUAAAACUGCCGGUGCACAGAGGAGAAAGCACUAAAUGAAAUGCCUGUGGAAGACAACAAUGAAUUAGGACAUCUAUUAAAUAUUUCAUCUCUUGAGUGUUCUCAAGCUCAGGAGCACCCCAAGCAGUGUAAAUCUGAGAAUUCAUGGUCUUAAAAUGAAGAAGUAAUGGAUGAGGAGACCAUUAUGAGCUCGCCGAUCUCUGAAUAUCCAUCCCUGCAUCACUGCUGAAGACGAACCUGACUGCAUCUCUGAAAGGAUUCCUCGGGCUCCCAUGUAUAACCUCCUCCUUAUUGGCAAACAUUAGAGAUGGCUAACAGAGGACCAAGCUAUGGCUUAAGCCGAGAAGUUCAGGAAAAGAUUGAACAAAAAUAUGACCCGGAAUUAGAGUCCAGGCUGGUGAACUGGAUUAUUGUACAGUGUGGAGAACAGAUAGAGCACCCUCCUCCUGGAAGGCAGCAUUUUCAGACCUGGUUGAUGGAUGGAACGCUGUUAUGCAAGUUAAUAAACAGUUUACAUCCAAAGGGAAAUGAGCCCAUUGCAAAGAUCUCUGAAUCAAAAAUGGCUUUCAAGCAGAUGGAACAAAUUUCCCAGUUCUUAAAAGCUGCUGAAAUCUACGGAGUAAGAACAACAGAUAUUUUCCAGACGGUGGAUUUGUGGGAAGGGAAGGAUAUGGCAGCAGUGCAGAGAACCUUAAUGGCCCUAGGCAGUUUGGCGGUCACCAAGGAUGAUGGAUGCUACAAAGGGGAUCCAUCCUGGUUUCACAGGAAAGCACAGCAGAAUCGACGAGGAUUUUCAGAAGAGCAGCUUCGUCAGGGACAGAACGUAAUAGGCCUUCAGAUGGGCAGCAACAAAGGAGCUUCACAGUCGGGUAUGACAGGCUAUGGCAUGCCAAGGCAGAUUAUCUAA
This is a messenger RNA of Cygnus atratus (black swan), 1329 nucleotides long. It is a transcript of the gene TAGLN3, whose product is annotated as transgelin 3. The record is from RefSeq and is a predicted model, not a curated record. The transcript is spliced from 6 exons. Bases 730 to 1329 code for a protein of 199 amino acids. Gene Ontology annotation, molecular function: protein binding. NCBI's taxonomy places the organism in Eukaryota, Metazoa, Chordata, Aves, Anseriformes, Anatidae.